AUGGUUGAGGCCUUCGCUCAGCGCCUUCGAGCUUGCGUAUCUCCCGACGAGGCCGAAAUUCUCCACACCGAAGCGUCGGGGAGAUUUAACUGCCAACAAGACGCUUACAUCUCCAAUCUUAUCGUCCAAAUGUAUGGGCGAUGCGGCAGCGUCGAGGCUGCUCGUCGCGUCUUCGAUGCCAUUCACGCACCCAAUUCUUUCUCCUGGAAUAUCAUGCUUUCGGCAUAUGCCACGAAAGGGCAUUUGGACGAAGCAAGUGCUUUCUUCAAUGCUAUGCCAAGUAAAACAGUGAUAUCCUGGACGACUAUAAUGACAGCGUACAAGGACUAUGGUCAAGUAGAAACAGUGAAAAAAAUAUUUGACGCUAUGCCGUAUAGAAACAUAGUCUCCUGGACAACUAUGAUCGACGCAUAUAACGCAAAAGGGCAUUUGUAUAAAGCAAAAUUUACCUUUGAUUCAAUGCCAGAGUGGGAUGCCGUCACGUACAACUCGAUUCUCGGAUCGUUUCUUGAAAACGAAGAUCUUCAUGGCGCGAGAAAGAUCUUCGAUUUGAUGCCAGAGCGAAACAUAAUCUCAUGGACCGCUAUCGUGAUCGCAAUUGCCCGGGCUGGGGAUCUUGGCGAGGCCGUGACUUUGCUCCACCGGAUGCCCGAAUGGUCGCUGGUGGUGUGGAAUGGCCUGCUUCACGCUUUUGCUACUACAUCCAACGAUGUUAUCGGCGAGAUCGUCGCCGCUAGGACGAACAAUCUCGAGCUCGCGCAAGAACUCUUCGCUUCCAUGCCCGAGAGAAACCUCGUCUCCAUCAACACGAUGCUAGCAGCGUACACUCUCAAGAAUUCGAUGAACAGGGCAGUCGAUCUCUUCGAAAGGAUGCGCGAGUGGGACAUUGUGUCGUGGACGACGCUCCUGGUGGGAUUCUCUCGAGCCGGGCGAGUGGAAGAGGCCGCCAAGGUCUUCUCCGCGAUGCCGGAGCAAAACGUCGUCUCCUCCACGGGAAUGCUGCAAGCCUACGCCCAAAAUGGGCAUCUGGAACAAGCAAAGCUCCUGUUUGAUCGCAUGCCGGAGAGGAAUCCAGUCUCCUGGACGACGCUGCUCGUCGCAUUCUCGCGAUCCGGCUACCUGGGCGACGCCAAAUCGCUGUUUGAUUCCAUGCCCAGCCACAGCCUCGUCUCCUGGAACGCGAUGCUGGCGGCCUACACGCAAAACCUGCAAUCCCACCGCGCGAUGGCGCUCUUCCACGAGAUGCCGGAGCGCAAUGUCGAUUCCUGGAACACCCUUCUCGCCUCGCUCACUCGCGACGUGGAAUUGGCGAUCCUGAUCUUCGAUCGAAUGCCGCAGCGCGAUCUGGGAUCUUGGAACACUGUGAUCGCGGCAGCUGCGCAUUCCGGGCGCGGCAGGGAAGCGAUCGAGCUCUUCCGGGAGAUGCAAUUGGCCGCCGGAAUCCCAGACGAGGUUUCCAUCUCGAGCGUCCUCACGGCGUGCACGCACCAAGGCCUGGUGGAGAUCGCACGGCAGGUGGUCAUUUCGUUCCAGAAUGACUAUGGGAUCCAACCGCUGAGGGAGCACUACAGCGGCAUGCUGGACAUUCUGGGCCGAUCUGGACACUUGGAAUGCGCGGCCAAUCUCGUCCGCACGAUGCCAUACACUCCGCGAAUUCCAGAUUAUGGAGCACUGCUUGCCUCGUGUAAAACUCUCGAGAACGUAGAGUUUGGAGGAGAGAUAGCACGAAAGCUUGUGGAGCUUAACAGAGAUGAUACUUCGUCCUAUGUCUCGGUUGCCAAUACUUACACUGGAAAUCUCGGUCGACUGUAA
This is a messenger RNA of Selaginella moellendorffii, 1812 nucleotides long. Its product is annotated as pentatricopeptide repeat-containing protein At4g02750-like. NCBI's taxonomy places the organism in Eukaryota, Viridiplantae, Streptophyta, Lycopodiopsida, Selaginellales, Selaginellaceae. Bases 1 to 1812 code for a protein of 603 amino acids. The record is from RefSeq and is a predicted model, not a curated record. Gene Ontology annotation, molecular function: protein binding. The transcript has a single exon.